Molecule: messenger RNA, 309 nt
Organism: Fraxinus pennsylvanica
Lineage: Eukaryota; Viridiplantae; Streptophyta; Magnoliopsida; Lamiales; Oleaceae
Source: the annotation of a GenBank genome assembly
AUGGCAUCCAUGACAUCCCCAUUGUACAUCUCGGAAGCAUCUUCUGCGAAGGUCAGAGGUGCCCUAGUCAGCACCAAUGGAUUCUUCAUUACUGGAGGACAGUUUUUGUCCUACCUUAUCAACUUAGCUUUUACUAAGGUACCUGGGACAUGGCGUUGGAUGCUUGGAGUCGUCGGACUACCUGCUAUCCUGCAGUUCGUGCUGAUGCUGAUGCUGCUCCUCCCUGAAUCACCUCGUUGGCUUUACAGAAAGGGAAGAGAAGAGGAAGCAAAUGCGAUACUAAGAAAGAUUUAUCCAUCCGAAGGUUGA